This is a messenger RNA of Spodoptera littoralis (African cotton leafworm), 3408 nucleotides long. Lineage: Eukaryota; Metazoa; Arthropoda; Insecta; Lepidoptera; Noctuidae. The record is from the annotation of a GenBank genome assembly.
AUGCCGAACAUUAAUAAUACCUGCGCUGCCAAUGACGAAUACGAAGUCAUUGGCGAGACGCAGUGGCAAAUAAUCGAGAGCAGCGGCGAUGAACAAACCAUCAACAUUCAUGGCUUCAAAUAUUCUAAAUUACGCGCUACUUUAUUACACACCGUGUGCAUAUUACUAUGUGGCUUACCAUAUUUUGCAUUGGCUUAUUACCCGUCCUACAAUCGAUUCAAAUACGUAAAAUGCAGUCUGAAAACGGCUAAGGAAAUUUGUGUUAUCGACUCAGAUGGAGGAUGGACUACAGAGAAAGUGCUUGAAGUCGACCUGAACUUAUCAAACCAUAGAGAUAACAGAUUGCGUUACUUUAUGUUCAAACACAACCGGUUCAUUUGGCUUAACGACCAAGGAGUUUUUAUUAAUGUUCUUGCACUCAAUGAGAAGCUUACUAUCCAACUGCUGAUGGAAAAUAUGUCUGGCAUAAAUAAACGGCAGCAAAAUGAAUUGAUCAAACUGUAUGGUACAAAUUCUGUAGAAGUGGAAGUAAAGAGUUACUGGACGCUGUUCGUUGAAGAAGUUUUCAAUCCUUUUUAUUUGUUCCAAGUUUUCUCUAUCAUUCUUUGGUCUUUGGAUGAGUAUUAUCAGUAUGCGACCUGCGUUUUCCUGCUAUCCGUUGCUACCUGUAUGCUGGCGCUAUAUCAAACUAAACAGAUGAGCAUCAAUCUCCACAAAAUGGCUGGUUCGACUAGUGCAUUUACUGUCACCGUGCUACGACCAACUCGUAUGGGCCGGGAGGAGUGCGUAGUGAACGCUAGUCGACUGGUACCCGGCGAUGUAUUAGUUCUACCACCUGAUGGCUGUGUGAUGCCUUGCGACGCUAUGCUGCUGACCGGAACCUGCAUUGUCGAUGAGAGUAUGCUAACAGGCGAAAGUGUGCCAGUAAUGAAAGGUCCUCCUUGCUCGUCAUCAGAAAUAUAUUCUACUGAAGGGCACAAACGUCACACAUUAUUUGCUGGCACUCAUGUUAUGCAAACUCGAUUCUAUGGCAACAAUCAGGUUCUGGCCAAAGUCGUACGCACCGGUUUUUACACAGCUAAAGGAGAGUUGCUAAAAAGUAUUUUGUUCCCAAAACCCUUUGGAUUCCAGUUCUACAAAGAUGCCGUCAAGUUUGUCAUAUUCAUGUUCUGCAUUGCCGCGAUUGGAAUGGGAUACUCUAUCUGGCUGUAUGUUGUUAGAGGAAGUUUGAUAGGCACAAUAGUUCUCCGCACUCUGGACAUCAUCACGAUCGUAGUACCGCCCGCGUUACCGGCCGCCAUGACAGCUGGCAUAGUAUACAGUCAAAAUCGGCUCCGUAAAAACAGAAUCUUCUGCGUAUCACCUCCCAGGAUUGUAAUUUGUGGCAAAUUACAAGUUAUGUGUUUUGAUAAGACUGGCACCCUAACCGAAGAUGGAUUGGACUUCCAUUCAGUAAUACCGUUACGGUCUGGGGAGAAGUUUGGAGAAUGUGUAGUGGAAGUUAGCAGUCUGGCUGUGACCAGCCCGCUCAUACAAGCCCUGGCGUCCUGUCACUCUCUCACCAGCAUACAGGGACAGUUGAAGGGAGAUCCUCUUGACUUGAAGAUGUUUGAAUUCACACAGUGGGUACUCGAAGAACCAGGACCUGAAAACACACGAUAUGACAAUUUGACACCUGUCAUCGUGAAACCUGCUACUUCUGCUAAUGGAUCUAUGCAGAAUCUAGACGACUUUGAUCCUUUCACUAUGGAGAUUCCAUAUGAGAUCGGUUUAUUGCGGCGGUUCCAUUUUUCAUCGGCACAACAAUCUAUGGGUGUUAUAACCAAUGUGCUGGGACAGCCACAAAUGGUUUACUUCGUCAAAGGUGCUCCUGAGAAGGUGGCUGGUAUGUGCAAUCCGGAAACACUCCCAGAGAAUUUCAGUUCGGUUCUCAAUGAGUAUACAUCCAACGGUUUUCGUGUAAUCGGUCUUGCGCACAAAAAACUCGAUCGUAAAAUGAAAUGGGUCGAUGCACAACGGGUCAAGAGGUCCAACCUUGAGUGUGAUAUGGCGUUCUUAGGUUUUCUAGUCAUGCAAAAUAGCCUGAAGCCAGAGACAACUCAAGUGAUUAGAGAACUUCAUGAAGCUUCUAUGAGACUGAUUAUGGUCACUGGGGAUAACAUAAUGACUGCAAUGUCUGUGGCUCGAGGCUGUCUCAUGGUGCAGCCACAUCAGAAACUGGUCCUUAUUACCACUGGACAACCGCAGACCAAUGACUCACGCCCGCCUCUUUGUAUGGAGGUGGUAGGCGAAGGCGCACCGCCUAAGUUGGCAUUAGAUGCCUAUGUGUUAGCUCUCGAGGGUAAAACUUGGGCUGUGAUACGUACUCAUUAUCCCGAGCUAAUGCCGGUGGUGCUCGCUAGAGGCAUGGUAUUCGGUCGUUUCGGUCCGGACCAGAAGACGCAGCUUAUAACCGCGCUGCAGGGCGAGGACGUCGUGGUCGGGAUGUGCGGGGACGGCGCCAACGACUGCGGCGCGCUCAAGGCGGCGCAUGUGGGCAUCUCGCUCUCCGAGGCCGACGCAUCGGUGGCUGCCCCAUUCACGUCUCAAGAGCAGAAUAUAAAAUGCGUGAAACUCCUCGCUUUGGAAGGGCGUUGUGCUUUGAGCACAUCGUUCGCUAUCUUCAAAUACAUGGCUCUUUAUUCACUAAUUCAGUUCUUCUCUAUACUGAUUUUGUAUAAUUUCUACUCAAUCCUCGGCAACAAUCAGUUCCUGUACAUCGACCUGGUACUGACGACACUCCUGGCGCUGUCCCUGGGCCGCGCGUCCCCCGGCCCAGUACUGACGCGCCAGUCCCCGCCCGUGUCUCUCGUCGCUCUCUCUAGUAUCUUGCCACUCAUCAUACAAGUCUCAUUGGUGCUGGUGAUGCAGGUUGCGUCCAUUUAUUUGCUGUAUGCUCAACCUUGGUUCAAACCAGUCGAAGGGGGUCCCGACGUAGAACAAGUAUUGUGCUGGGAGAACACAGUUUUGUUCAUAGUUACUGCAUUCCAGUACUUAAUUAUGGCCUGCGUCUAUGCCAAGGGCUGGCCUUUCCGACAACCUUUCUGCACAAAUUAUUAUAUGAUGAUAACGUUAGUUACACAAUCAGUGUUCGUGACGGUACUACUGCUGUGCCCGUGGCAGUGGCUGGCAGACUUCAUGGAAGUUGAAGCCAUGGCGUCGGCUGACUCUGAACAAACUAUGUUCCGUAUCUAUCUAUUGCUAAUACCUGCCCUUCAUAUUAUACUAGCUAUAGCUGUUGAGGCGAGCUUAUCGGACUGCGAGAAGUUCUCUCGCCUAGUGCGCAUGAUGCGGCGACGUUGCGACAAGGCGGCGGAGGGCGACGCGGCGCGGCCUCUCUGUGUGCCGUCGCACCUGCAGCUGUGCUGA